AAGAAGCAGACCACUACAGCUUUGGGGCAGGCACGCUGUCAAGGAAGAAGAAGGUGCUGGUGACACUGAGGGAUGAGGGUCUACGCCGCCGAGCCCACCUCGACAUUGGCAUGCCACAUGACUUCCGCCCAGUGUCCUCCAUCAUUGAUGUGGACAUCCUCCCAGAGACACACCGUCGAGUGCGGCUCUACAGGCACGGCUGUGAGAAGCCGCUGGGCUUCUACAUCCGAGAUGGUACCAGCGUGCGAGUAACCCCCCAUGGGCUGGAGAAGGUUCCAGGCAUCUUUAUUUCCCGCAUGGUGCCUGGGGGCCUCGCAGAGAGCACCGGAUUGCUGGCUGUGAAUGACGAAGUCCUGGAGGUGAAUGGGAUUGAGGUGGCCGGGAAGACAUUGGAUCAAGUCACAGAUAUGAUGAUCGCCAACAGCCACAACCUCAUUGUCACUGUCAAGCCUGCCAACCAGAGGAACAACAUUGUCCGCAGCAGCCGCACCUCAGGCAGUUCUGGCCAGUCCACAGACAGCACUACCAGCCACCACAGCCUGCCAGCUGCUCACGUCCUGCAGAACUUCCACCCUGAGGAGAUGGAGAGUGAUGAGGAGGCCGACAUUGUCAUCGAGGGGGCUCUGGAGCCUCAACACAUUCCCAAGAUGCAGGGUGUGCCUCCAGGCAGCCUCUCUCGGGCCAACGGCACCAGCCUUGCCCACAGGCUGCAUCGGGACCUAGGUCUGCACAACUCCGGGCGGGAAAGCAACGGUAGCAUCCACAAACUUCUCAGCUCCCUGAAGUCGGACCCCCGCCACAGCCUGGUCCUCCCCCAGGGAGGAGUAGAGGAGCAUGGGCCAGCUGUUACUCUCUAGGGCCCAGGCCACUGGGGCAGGCUGAGGUCCCAGACAGUGUUGCCAUAUGACCAAUGAGUGGGGGAUUGUUGAGGGGAGCUAGCAACACUAUCAAAUACAUAGUGAUUCCAGAAGUAAAAUCUCCAAAGGGAAAUAUUUUUUAAUUUUUAUGCCAAUUUUAAAAUUAAGAAAGCUAAUUGUGUACUUUUCCCCUGCUUUUUUAUUUCAACUUCUGGACAGGAACCGAAAAUAUUGUAUUUUUGUAGGAUUUCUCUACAGAACCUAAAAUACACACACAUGCACAUACAUUCUGGGUCAGAUCUAAGUGCCCAUUGCAAAAUGGAAAACCUAAGUGCAGAAAAAAUUUUAUUUUUAAACUGUAAAAAUACUUCAUUUUUUAAAUGAAGCUUUAAAGUAAUUUUUUAAAUAACAAAAUUCAUUUUUUAACUUGUGCAAAAACACACUCUGAUGCCAGACCACUCUGCUGACCAGCAGUAAGACUGGUACAAAAAGGCAGACUUUCCAAGGGAUAGGUGCACCCACACCUGUGACAAGUGCAACUAUAGGGGAGGAAUUUCAAUUUUCAGUGUUUACAGCACACUGCAUUUGUGGAGUCUCCCAGGACAUUAUGUCAGGCCACCAUCUCCUGCCUCACAGAGUCAGUGUAGAAAGCUGACAGCUCUGCAGGCUGGAAGGUGAGGCAGCAAUGCUGAGUGUGAUUAAAAUCCAGUGUUUAUUCUGAGAUAUGUCAGUUUUCCUUGGGCUAACUGGCUCUAGGCCAGUUUUUAAGAUGUUGUCAGUAGAAAUGAGGGCCGAACAACAUAUGCCCCCAUAGAGCCUGCAUGAGUAGUCAGGUGGAUGUAUGUAUUGUAUCUUUGCUUUUAAAACAGCCGAUUCUUUUUACAAGUACAAUAUGUACUUCUAAUGCUAACUUCCAUUCCUUGAAUAGUGGUCAGUGGCAGGAGUUCUUUUAACUAUAAAAAGUCAUGUGAAACUUAAUGGUCUUGUCAAAUACUAAAUUUAUUGUCACUUUCCUUUGGCCUUCUUAGAGGUUACUCUUGUUUGAUCCAUUUAAACUUAAUGAAGUGUAUUUUCUGUUUGGAUACAAUGUCAGGAGAAAAAAUGUCACAUUUAUGCUUUGAGAACAAACUUUGACCAAAUGAAUCCUUCAUACAGGUAAAAGUAUUUUCCAGGGUUUCUGGCCACAAGCCCCGCCUGCUGCCCGUGUGAUCCAGCACCACCUGCUGGUCAGUGGCAGAACUGUCCUGAUUUCACAAAUGUCAGAUGGAAAGGGUGUGUCUCAACAUCUUCGUUUGUCCUGAAUUCAUUAAGUGAAAAUUCUUUUCCUUUGGAAACUAUUUAUUGAGCAGAAAUAGGUUUUGCUGAGUAAUUGUUUCUGGGACCCAAGUCUGAGUUUCUUAUUUGUGUGCAUAAGAACCCUGACCACCCGUUUCUGAGCAAUGAAGAGCAAAGUGCUCCCCACCACCGUCUCAGACUGCUAGAGCGUCUCCUUACUGCAGCAGUCAGAAAUGUUUUUUACCAAGUAUUGUAGAACCUAAACUCUGAUACUUAGUUACCACCACAAAGAAAUGUUCCCUUAUUAAGUUAUUGCUGGUUGUUGAAUAUCUGUUGAACAACUGGGUUUGCUAUCAAGAAGGAAAGUUAUAUUUCUUACCCUGUUUUAAGUUGUUCAGCAAAUGUGAAUCCAUUUUUUAAAGAAAAAAAGCUUACUCUGAACUUUGUGUGCUAUUGCUUGUAAUUGUAAGAAUUACAAGCUGCUUGGAGUAACUGCUUGAGUGUAUUUUUCUAUCCAGGUCUAUACUU
Molecule: messenger RNA, 2660 nt
Organism: Castor canadensis (American beaver)
Lineage: Eukaryota; Metazoa; Chordata; Mammalia; Rodentia; Castoridae
Source: RefSeq, a predicted model, not a curated record